This is a messenger RNA of Nycticebus coucang (slow loris), 1045 nucleotides long. RefSeq lists its product as uncharacterized. The transcript has 4 exons. The record is from RefSeq and is a predicted model, not a curated record. The coding region runs from base 1 to 735 and encodes 244 amino acids. Lineage: Eukaryota; Metazoa; Chordata; Mammalia; Primates; Lorisidae.
AUGACGGAAGCAGGCAGCACACGAAGAUGUAUUAGUAUUACCUUAUCAAUUACAGAAUGUGUACUGGCAGUGUCUGCCCUCAUUGAAGGUGCUUGUGAAAAUGAAGAUUUCAGGAAACCACCCCAUAGAAAACCUGAUUCCAUAGGCCAGACUGCUAUGAACAGAACUGCUAUGAACAUUUGUGUACGAGUCUUUGCUGUGAACAUUUGCUUACGCUACUACUCAGAUAAACAUCUGGGGCUGGAAUGGCGAGGUCGUAUGGACUCUUGUGAUGAUCUCCGAGUGCGCUCUGGGGCACAGAGGAGGGUGCCACUGGAAUCAUCUUCCUCCUUGAUGCCACCAUCCUUUUCUCCUGUUUUACUCACAGUACCAGAUAGUAUUACUAACUUUUCCCUUCCCCCAAUGUCUUACAUCACUUCCCAAGAGAUGAAGUGUAUUCUUCCCUGGUUUGCCGGUUGGUCAAGUCCCCAGCGUGAAUGUUUCCUACAGGACCUGGUAGCUAAGGCAGUACCAGGAAAAUUACAACCACUACUGGAUGGUCUGGAGCAGCUUAGUGUGUCUGGGGCAAACCGACCACCUUGUAUCUUUGAGUGCCAGCUACGCCUUUGGGAUCAGUGGUUUCAAGGUUGGGCUGAGCAGGAGCGCAAUGAAUUUAUUAGGCACUUGGAGAUCAGUGAGCCAGACUUCGUGGCAAAAUUUUACCAAGCAGUGGCUGCAACAGCUGGCAAGGACUGACAGGCAUUCAGAUCAAAGAAGAUAACCACAGAUGAUGGAGUCAAGGCUGUGACUCUACAGCGAGAACUUAAUUCACAUGUGUCACAUAAAAGUCUGGGAGUGGUAUUCAGAUCAAUUGAAUGAACUUGCCUGACCAGCACAGCCAUGGUCAUCUCGGCAUUAAUAACGUGUCAGUGGGACUCCAUCUAAGUGUAAAUGUUAUUCAUCUAAGCAAAUACAGAUCAUCAGUCUGUCUUCUAGUUUGCUUCUUUCCAAGAGAUGCCAAACUCUCUAGAAUUUGAUUACUUAUUUUGGAACUGUACCCAAAGGA